AUGAGCUCCCAGAAAUAUGCCUUCCUCCCCAUGGACGAUGGCGAAGUUGGUCCGCAAAAAGUAACAAAGGAAAAGAAGCAUCGCAGCCACCGCAGAGACCGCGACCACGCUCGGCACAGAGAUCGCGACGACAAAUCUUCCAAGUCCUCCAAAAGUCGCUAUCGCAGCCGCUCCACAUCUCCCCGUCAUUCUCACAACGGCCGAUCCAAGUCUUACCGCAAUCGCGACGCCAAUGAGACGUUCGACGACCGGUGGGCCGACGAGGCGCCCCCCUCCGAUGAUCCCGACCAAGGCGAGCCCGAGCUCGAGUUCGAACAGUCAGGCAGCAAGCGAGUUAAGCUAGACCACCCAGAACCUGCAGACGAGGACCUUUCCGACGGCGCGAAAGAAGAGCGCGAGCGUCAGCGUGACCAAGAAGAUCGUGAAGCUUUUUCAAAGCGUCUUAAAGAAAAGGAUGACUCCCGCUCGAAAAAGGGAUAUCGUGAUGGCGAGGCCACAGCACGGAGACGCCUCGGUGACGACGCUGCCGCACGAGACGCUGCUCUCCCCGAUCUGCGAGAACGAUCGCGACAGGAAUACCUUAAGAAGCGAGAGACGGAACGCCUAGCAUUGCUGCGCAAACAAGUCGCUGAGGAAACAGCCGAGCUUCAGAGCGGUAUUCGACUUUCAGACAGGGAACGGGCCGAAUUCGCAAAGAACAGAGAAAUCUUGCGGCUAGCCGAAGAGCGCCUCAGAAUCGACGAUCAUCGCGAUGGAUAUGUCAUGCCAGAAGACUACCUAACAGAGAAAGGCAAAAUGGACAGGAAGAAAAAGGAGGCGGCCCUAUACAAACGAUACGUGGAAAAGGACGAGUUUGGCCAGGAAAAGUUCGUCACUGAACACGACGAAUGGGAACGCGAGCAAACGCUCAAGGCCAAGGCACAGAUUUCCCGGCCGGAACUCGAAAACACAGAAUACAACUAUGUCAUGGACGACAGUCAGUAUAUCAAAUGGAGUUUGGACUCGCGCAUGCCCAGCGAGCGAAACAACAUGACGGCUGAGCAGCGCUUCAUGGAGCAGCAGCUCGACGCCGCAGAGAAAAAAGCCCUGACGAUAGAGGAAACGCGAAAGAGCCUUCCCAUCUACCAGUACCGCGAUGAGUUCAUAGCUGCACUUGAGCAGUACCAAGUUCUCGUCAUUGUCGGUGAAACGGGCAGCGGUAAAACAACACAGCUGCCCCAAUAUCUCCACGAAGCCGGCUAUACUAAGGGUGGCUUCAAGGUUGGCUGCACGCAACCUCGCCGAGUCGCAGCCAUGAGUGUGGCUACUCGUGUCGCUGAAGAAGUCGGCGUCAAAGUUGGCAACGAAGUUGGAUACUCGGUCCGUUUCGAGGACUGCACCAGCGAUAAGACGAUGCUUAAAUACAUGACUGAUGGUAUGCUGCUGCGAGAAUUCAUGACGGAACCCGACUUGGCCGGGUAUUCCGCCCUCAUGAUUGACGAAGCGCACGAGCGUACCGUUCAUACCGAUAUUCUUCUGGCCUUGCUCAAAGAUCUCUCCCGCGAGCGUAAGGACCUGAAGCUGCUCAUUUCUUCGGCCACCAUGAAUGCGGAAAAGUUCGCAUCAUACUUUGACGACUGUCCCAUUUUCAAUAUCCCCGGUCGUCGAUAUCCCGUCGAUAUUUACUACACUCCCGCCCCCGAGGCCAACUACCUCGCAGCGGCCAUUACUACAGUCUUUCAAAUUCAUACUACCCAAGACAAGGGCGAUAUUCUCAUCUUUUUGACUGGCCAGGACGAAAUCGAAGCGGCGGAGCAGGAAAUCGCAGAAACGGCCAAGAAGCUUGGGAGCCGCGUCAAGGAGCUCGUUAUAUGUCCCAUCUACGCCAACCUGCCCUCAGAGCUGCAGACCAAAAUCUUCGAACCCACCCCGGCGGGCGCACGCAAGGUUGUGCUCGCAACCAACAUUGCCGAGACCAGUCUGACUAUCGAUGGCAUCGUCUACGUGAUUGACCCCGGCUACGUCAAGGAGAAUAUUUACAACCCCGCCACGGGUAUGUCUAACCUCAUCGUGGUGCCGUGCUCGCGCGCCUCGGCCAACCAGCGCAGCGGUCGUGCCGGACGUGUCGGCCCUGGCAAGUGUUUCCGGCUUUACACCAAAUUUGCCUACAUGAAUGAGAUGGACGAAUCGACGACGCCCGAGAUUCAGCGCACCAAUCUCAACAGUGUGGUGCUACAGCUCAAGUCGCUCGGCAUCAACGAGCUACUAGACUUUGAGUUUAUGGAUCCGCCGCCUACCGAGGCACUCAUCGGCGCGCUCAAUCAACUCUUUGCGCUGCAGGGGCUCAAUCACAAAGGCGAGCUGACCAAGCUAGGUCGGCAAAUGGCCGAGUUCCCGACGGACCCCAUGCUGGCCAAGGCCGUCAUCGCGGCCGACAAGGAAGGCUGCGUCGAGGAGGUGCUCUCCAUCGUCUCCAUGCUCGGCGAGGCGUCGGCGCUCUUCUUCCGCCCCAAGGACAAGAAGAUCCACGCCGACAGCGCGCGCAACCGCUUCACGGUCAAGGACGGCGGCGACCACAUUACCCUCCUCAACGUCUGGAACCAGUGGGUCGACAGCGACUAUUCGCCCAUCUGGUCCAAGGAGAACUUCCUGCAGCAGCGCUCACUGACGCGCGCCCGCGACGUCCGCGACCAGCUGGCCAAGCUAUGCGAGCGCGUCGAGGUUGCCCCGUCGACGUGCGGCGCCAACAACCUGCGCCCAAUCAAGCGCGCCAUCACCGCGGGCUUCUUCCCCAACGCCGCGCGGCUGCAGCGCAGCGGCGACAGCUACCGCACCCUCAAGAGCAACGCAACCGUCUGGGUGCACCCGAGCAGCGUGCUCAUGGCCGUCGACCCACCAGAGAAGAUGGUUGUGUAUUUUGAGCUUGUGCAGACGACAAAGGAGUACAUGCGCAGCGUGAUGCCCAUCGAGGCCAAGUGGCUGGCGGAGCUCGCGCCGCAUUUUCACAAGAAAAAGGAUAUCGACGAGCUGGAAGAGAAGAAGAUGCCAAAGAAGAGAUAG
This is a messenger RNA of Beauveria bassiana ARSEF 2860, 3039 nucleotides long. Its product is annotated as pre-mRNA-splicing factor ATP-dependent RNA helicase PRP16. The transcript has a single exon. The record is from RefSeq and is a predicted model, not a curated record. Bases 1 to 3039 code for a protein of 1012 amino acids. Gene Ontology annotation, molecular function: ATP binding; RNA binding. NCBI's taxonomy places the organism in Eukaryota, Fungi, Ascomycota, Sordariomycetes, Hypocreales, Cordycipitaceae. Gene Ontology annotation, cellular component: catalytic step 2 spliceosome; intracellular anatomical structure.